UUUGAUUCAAAAUUUUAAUAUUGUGUAUUUUUAUCUUAUUAAAUAUAAAAUAUGCCGAAAAAACACGAUUUACAAUUAAAGAGAAGGGACAAAAUCAGGAAAAAGAAGCACAGGAUAAUCUUGACUAUUACUUGGCCAGAGUAUAUUAUUCGUAAAGUUUGGAGAUAUCAAACUUUUAUCUUUUAUAGUAAUAAAAAGCCCAAACGUAAUCCAUCAGUAAUUCAGCGGUUAAUGGCGAAAAAACGAUUUAGAAGAAGGAAAACAUGUAAGCCAAAAAAGUCAUUAAAAAUUCGCAAACAAAGAGCUGUUUUGGAGUCUAUGCAAUUAAAAAAUAGGCGACCUAUAAAGUCAUUAAGGUACAAAGAAUAUGACCCUUAUGCUAGUGAAGUAGCAGCUAGAAUUUCCAGGCGAAGAACUGAAUUUGAUAAAAAACGAAAAUUUCUUUGACAACUGCUUAGAUAAGUAUCUAUUUUGUAUAUUUAUAUUUAUACACCCACCCAACUGAACUAUAUCAACUUUUUGUUAUA
Messenger RNA from Agrilus planipennis (emerald ash borer), 527 nucleotides. RefSeq lists its product as uncharacterized. The record is from RefSeq and is a predicted model, not a curated record. The transcript is spliced from 4 exons. Bases 52 to 447 code for a protein of 131 amino acids. Lineage: Eukaryota; Metazoa; Arthropoda; Insecta; Coleoptera; Buprestidae.